Messenger RNA from Melampsora larici-populina 98AG31, 1026 nucleotides. RefSeq lists its product as uncharacterized. Lineage: Eukaryota; Fungi; Basidiomycota; Pucciniomycetes; Pucciniales; Melampsoraceae. The transcript is spliced from 7 exons. The record is from RefSeq and is a predicted model, not a curated record. The coding region runs from base 1 to 1026 and encodes 341 amino acids.
AUGCGUUUUGCAAUCACUGUCAGCUUUGUCACCUUGUGUGUCGGAUUGGUCACUAGUCAAGGGCCUCAGAUUAACGCGCCUAAGGACAACACUUUCACCCUGGUACGCCGCACAAUUCCGACUGUUGUUACCCAGACCAAUGUGACGGCGACCAUUCCAAAAAGUAAUUUGGCACCAGUCUUGACUCCUCCUGUGGGUCUUCGUGACGCGCUUGAGAAUGUUCACAGGAUACACAAUGAAAUGGAAGCCGAUGCUGUUAACAAUGAUCACAGUCUUGUCCGUCGGAACAUCACCAUUGUAGCCAGACCACCACCACAAGGUCCACCUAAACCUGUGCAAGCUACCACUGUCCCACCAAACCACCAAACAAAGACUCCACCCACAACGUCGCCAACCAAAUCAGCAAACUCUCCGCAAACAACAACCGUAACGACAACCAGUCCGGCAAAGCCUGCGUCUGCACCACCUCCGAGCAGUCAACUACAGUCUCUGCCUCCACCACCGCCAACCAAUCAAGUACAGUCUUUGCCUCCAGUACCACCGACCACUCAAGUACAGCCUUUGUCUCUCACACCGCCAACUAGCCAGACAAAGCCCCCGCCAACAACGUUGCCAACCAGCUCAGCAAACCCUCCACUAACAACAACCGUGACGACUACUAGUCCAGCAAAGCCUGUGUCUCCACCUCCACCAACCAGUCAAGUACAGGCUUCGUCAAGGGUCACAUUGUCUCCCCGUCAAGACAAGAAGGAGGCCACAGCAGCUUUGCCCGCCAGACUUCCAACUGAUGCAACUACAUGUGCCGCAAUUUUGAAGAAGAUGAAAACAUCAAAAGCUUCUUCCGCUGGCACUAAAUCUGCUUCAAGUCGUCGUGGAUUUAAUAUUCCAGCAACAUACAGCUACCCUUUGAGUCGUCGAGCUCCUCAGUCAGGAGACACUAAGCCCUCGACAUCCGGCGAUGACCCUUGUGCCAAAUUGGCGGCCAUUGCUCAAAAGGUGAAGUCGGCCGUUGGUUCUGCUUUGUGA